Molecule: messenger RNA, 1585 nt
Organism: Aphanomyces astaci
Lineage: Eukaryota; Oomycota; Saprolegniomycetes; Saprolegniales; Verrucalvaceae
Exons: 1
Coding region: 463-1101 (212 amino acids)
Source: RefSeq, a predicted model, not a curated record
GCCAUCACCCCGCCUCGCAAGAUGCGGACCACAGUUUCCAUCGAGUAGUAGUCAUUGGUUUCGAACGUCUCGAGCCACGUUGUCGUAGCAUGUUCGUACAGGAUAAAGUGACACGAAGGGGGUGCAGAAAUCCUCGUCGGUGCGAAGACUGUACCGACGCAGUUCUGUCGUUGUUGAUCUCUGCUGGUGGUGGUAUUGAUAUCGUGGCUGGAAAGAUGGGGGGAUGUCACCACCUCGUCGUCGACGAAGUGCAGCAAUCGGUGGUCGGAAGAGACUAGCCGAUGUAGGAGCUGGCCAUGCGCGCGUUCAUCCGCGGCGGCGGCAGCCGAGGCCGGACGACACACGAGCACGGGACCCCACUCGAUAUGCGCGCCAUGAAGCACCGCGUCGUUGUCGGCAUGAGUGCCCGGAGCAACAACGACCGAUAGGGGGCCAUAGGUUUGAGUAUCCAUUUGUACGACGAUGGGGGGGUCGGCUGGGGAGGAAACCUCUGGACGGUGGCAAAGAGGUGUAGCCACCGCCGCCGCCUCGUCCUCCUCGCCAUGCAAAACCCGCGCAUCUGACCGCAAACUUGUGGUAUAUGGCAAGCCAACUUGCGUGUCGUCGUGUCCAGCGAUAUGCGAUCCCUCUUUGCCGUUCCCCGAGUCUUUGGCUGGUUUUGGUUUGGCUUUGGCAUACAUGUGUCUGUGCUUGGAUGGACGAGAGGUGGCCACGGGUGUGUCGGGAGGGAUGAAGGCGGUGGCGGCGGCGGCAUGCCCGUCGUGGAUACGAUUGCACACUGCGACAAGGUCCGGUCUUCCGCCAAUCAAACGGCCAGAGGUCACCACCACCCCCUCGUACAUUUGCUGUUGCCACGGCAGAGUCAACCGGGCAUACACGAACGCAAACAGUUCCGACGUGGCAUGUUUCACUACAAAAUCGACGGUUGCAGCCGCCAUCGCUUCGUCCAUCGUCAGCCGUCCAUUGGUCACCACAAGGCGGAUUCCGUCUAGCCAGUUGAGUCCUACGAUCACUUGCACUGGGUUGCAUCCGUCUCGAUCGACCACGUCCACCCAUUUUUUCGGGACGGGUUUAGAGUUGUUGUUGCUCGUGGCGUUGUAAAAGUUCAAGAGCAAGUUGCACACACACUCGUGGCGCAUGGCGCAUGCCAUAUGUAGCAAGGAAUCGCCCGACGAGACUUCGACGUCGUACAUGAGCGCCGUGGCGGCGGGAAGGGCCAGCAACUUGUCUAGCAACGCGACGUGGCCGCCGCCUUGGACGGCCAACGCCAGACACGAAAACGAUAACGUCAGCGAUGACAUGUCCAGCAACGUCAUGGCUAUGGCCACGUGGCCAAUAUAACAUGCCAAGUCGAGCGCCGUCCACUUUUGUGCAUUCACGGCCGUCACACUCAAGUCGUGGUUAUUUGGUUGGGCGAGGAGAAACGUCACGAUUUCCAAAUGUCCCUCACCCACCGCCACAUGCAAGCACGUGUCGCGACGAUCGGUGACCAUACGAAGGGAUAACGCUGGCUUGGUUAAAAGAAGUUGCAGCAUAUUCAACUGGUUCGCUUCGGCGGCAACAUGCAGGGCGGAGCGUCGGCAGU